Molecule: messenger RNA, 586 nt
Organism: Acanthoscelides obtectus
Lineage: Eukaryota; Metazoa; Arthropoda; Insecta; Coleoptera; Chrysomelidae
Source: the annotation of a GenBank genome assembly
ACGUGACAAGUCGCACGUCAUUCCCUGCUGUUUUGAUGUAGAGGCUCUGUGUAGAGGUUUUGAGGUUAUGUGGCAAAGAUUUAUGGAGAUUGGAAAAUUGCAAAAUUUUUAAAGGACAAAUUAUGGGAGAAAAAAGCCACAAGAAAAGUGUUUAUGAUAAAUAUGUUGGCGGCCCUCAUGGCUUAGGAGAUCCAGAUGACAAGAGUCUGAGAAAGGUGGAAAUAGAUGUGAUGAUUCCAAAGAAAAUGAGGGAAAUCGCUAAAACUGAGAAAUGUUUCAAGGAAGUAGAAGCAUUCACAAUUUGUUGUAAAGAUAGUGGACUAUUGAUGGUGUGGAAGUGUAGGGAACAAAAUAGCAUGUUAAAAGAAUGUUUAACUCAUUGGUACCAAGAUGAGGACUUUAGAAAUAGGUGUACAAAAGAAUAUUUAGAAGAAAGAACAGAGUACAGAAGAACGGGUGUCACUUUGAAACAAAAACAGAGAAUAGGAUCUUCUAUGUAGGGAUGAAAAUAAUAGCCUAGUAUUUAGUGUUAACUAUUUUUUUGUGAAUAUAACCACCUUCUCACUAAAAGUUCUUCAAUCAAAAC